Messenger RNA from Adineta steineri, 471 nucleotides. The record is from the annotation of a GenBank genome assembly. Lineage: Eukaryota; Metazoa; Rotifera; Eurotatoria; Adinetida; Adinetidae.
AUGAAUAUCUUUGGAUUACUUUUGGUUAUUUUAAUAGCUGUAUCCACUUAUGAAGCAUCCCCGAAUGAAACCAAUGCAACAAGUAGCAGCAACUUUACUGAUAUAACCACUACAUUGACUACUUUAAUUACAACAGCUAAUAUCACUACUACAGCAACAAACGCAACAACAGUCACAACUGCAUCGCCUGUAACUAGUCAAACAACAACAAAAGCUUUAACUACAAGCGGAAACACUACAACUAAUUUUACAACUGCUUUUACAACAGCUUCAACGGUGAAUACAACAAAUGCAACAACAGCAACAACAAAGCAAACUUCAACGACUACAUCGAAGCCACCCGGUCGUAAAUUUGAUGGUCUUUCAUUUAUUGGUGGUAUGAUUCUUGCGACUGGUCUUGGUGCACUUAUCUUCCUUGUAAUAACUUAUUUACGUCGUAACAACCAACAACCUUACUCAAAUUUACAAUGA